GAGAGUUAAAAACUGUUACUGAGGAGAUAGAGGCCCUGAAUAGCUUCGAAGGAGUCAUGGAAACUUUAAAUGGGUCCGAAAUACAAAGAGAAAUACUAUUAAAUCCUAACGAAUCUUGUUGGGGGGGCUAUCUCUUUGAUCUUUGCGCUUAUUCUAAGACUCUUUUUAAAGUGGCUAUUGAGAGAUCAUUUCCGCAGCUUCAAGGUCUUCCUGUUUCUGUUCAACCAUGUUCGCAAAAUUUUAAAGCUGAUUAUCAAUGUCAAUCGGCGUUGUCUAUUUUUCCUCUCGUAAAAUCUCAGCCUGGAGCUCCAAAGUCUCCACAGGAAGUAGCUGAGUUAUUAAUUGAACAUUUUCCAAGCGUUUCUGCUGUUUCUGACAUCGGCCUUACGGGGCCUGGUUUUAUUAAUAUCACCUUUUCCCCGGACUUUCUUUGCAAGCUUAUGGACAACAUUUAUAGAAAUGGAGCUGUUUUCCCGAAGCCGUCCCACAAAAAAAGAAUAGUCAUAGAUUUUUCGUCUCCCAAUAUUGCUAAGCAAAUGCACGUCGGGCAUCUUCGCUCGACGAUUAUCGGCGAUACACUUUCCCGAGUCUUCGAGUAUUUAGGCCACGAGGUUUUCCGCUUGAACCACGUGGGCGACUGGGGAACACAGUUUGGGAUGCUCAUAUGCCAUCUGGAGGAUAAGUUUCCCGAUUUUGCCACCGAGUCACCGGCUAUUGGCGACUUGCAGGUGUUUUACCAGGAGUCUAAAAAGCGGUUUGAUGAGGAUGAAGGAUUCAGGAAAAGAGCCUAUAAAGGAGUGGUCACUCUUCAGAAUGGUGAUCCAACCGUCACGCGGGCUUGGAAGCUGAUCUGUGACGUUUCCAGAGCAGAGUUCCAGCGCAUUUACGAUAAGCUUGAUAUUAAUAUUGAGGAAAAGGGCGAAUCAUUUUAUCAGCAGUUUAUGCCUUCGAUGGUGCAGUAUUUGGAGUCGAAGGGACUGCUGACAAUCGAAAACGGCAGGAAGCUCAUGUACUGCAUGGAAGGAAAGCCUCCUCUGACCGUGCAAAAGUCCGAUGGUGGUUUUACUUACGACACUUCCGACUUGGCCGCUCUGCGCUACCGAUUGAUUGACAUGAAAGCAGAUUGGGUACUUUAUGUUGUGGAUGCUGGGCAAAGCCUCCACUUUGAGCUCAUUUUCGAAGCAGCAAAGCUUGCGGGAAUCCUCGAUCCUACUAAACAUCGCGUAGAACACGUGGCUUUUGGAGUCGUCCAUGAUGCCAGCGGGAAGAAGUUUAAGACAAGAAGUGGGGAAACCGUCAAACUCCAGGACUUGCUCGAUAAGGCUGUGCAGCAUGCUGCGACUAUAGCCGAGGAAAAACGCGCUGAAAGCCACGAGCCCGGCAGUUCCGAUGUUUCGGGGAAGCACGAGGUCAUCGCAUACUCCGCCAUUAAGUACGCCGAUCUCAAGAACCGCCGGACUGCUGAUUAUUCUUUUUCCUUUGAAAGGAUGAUGUCUCUUAAGGGGGACACCGCGGCUCGUCUGCUUUACUCCUACGCGCGCAUCGUCUCGAUAUCUAAAAAGGCGGGAGAAUUUCUCAGCGGAAGACCGCCCCUAGAAAAACUCUACCAUCCCAGUGAGAUAAAGCUUAUAAAGCAGACGCUUCGGUUUCCGGAAGUAGUUCGUGCUAUUGAAAAGGACUUGAUGCCGCACGGAUUAUGUUCGUUUUUAUACAACCUCAGCGACACGUUUAACAUUUUUUAUCGCGAUUGCAAGUGUGUUGAAGUGCAAGAAGGAACAGUUAUAAAAGUUAAUAUAAACCGGUUAACUUUAUGUGACGCCGUAGCCAUAAUCUUUCGUCAGUGUUUCUAUUUACUUGGUUUGAAAACCGUCGACAGUAUGUAAAAAUGUGUGGUUCCAGCCGGGAAACCAGUUCUCCACAGCAUACACAUGAACUUUAGCAUCAUAGGGAUCGUACUUGCAGCAGACUA
Molecule: messenger RNA, 1969 nt
Organism: Zophobas morio
Lineage: Eukaryota; Metazoa; Arthropoda; Insecta; Coleoptera; Tenebrionidae
Product: probable arginine--tRNA ligase, cytoplasmic
Exons: 23
Coding region: 57-1883 (608 amino acids)
Biological process (GO): arginyl-tRNA aminoacylation
Cellular component (GO): cytoplasm
Molecular function (GO): ATP binding; arginine-tRNA ligase activity
Source: RefSeq, a predicted model, not a curated record